UACCAUUUUGCUUAAAUGCGACAUGAAAGUGUGGGAAUUACGCGUCAAUUUAUGCAAAUCCUAUGCACACAACAAACAAUACACACACACACACGAUCGAACCAGUUGCCAAUACCGCAGCCAUUGUUGAUAUUUUAAUUGUCUCUUGUUGACAACAACGAGCCGAAAACGAGAAAAAGAGCUCAAAUUAAUCUACUAAUCAGCGACGAGGCUGCGAACCAAAUACAAAUAACUGAAACUGAAAUCGGAAUCGGAAUCGGCAUCGGAAUUGGCCAAAAGAUGCAGAUGGUAACAGAGCACGAGUUGGCCAAGAUCAUUAGUCAACGGUGAGGGCGUUGGAUGCUGCGCCCCGGCGAUAGGCAGCACUUCUUCAUCCAUUCCGCCCAAAAAUUCAAAUUCAAGUCGAAAAUCAAAAUCAAAAUCCAAGUCCCACCCGAUGAUAAAUGGUCUGCAAAUCGGUGGGAUGUGAGAAGAGCAUAACGAAAAGGUAUGUCAAAACCGAAGCUAAUCGGGGCAGAGGGAACAUCAAACAUUAAUUAAUUGUUUUUAGAUUAAGUAAGGGGAUUUUUUGGAGUAAUCGAGUCUUCUAGUGAUUUCUCAAGGCUGUUCAAGGCCAUGAACUUGGUGGUGAAAAGAACGAAUAGGGGAAAAUCUAAGCAUUUAUAAUUAAGUGUAAAGAAAACUAUUAAAGUUUUAAUUUGAUUUUGGUAAAUAAAACUAAAAUAAAUAUUAACUAAAUUACACUUACAUAAUUUUAAAGAAGCUUACAGCUAUUAUCUUAACUGAAUACUAAAUUAAAUAAAUGUACAUUCAAAAAGCUUGUUUAGUUUUUGUACCAAAGCAUAAUGAAAAUAUGUUGAUUAUGAAAUGCUGAGACCCUGAGAGCACAUAACAAUUCGGCAGCUUCUUUCUGUUCCCGCAUUUUCACGCACAAUUAAUUUUUUGACCCAGCGCAAGUUCGUUGCCCAAGUCUUUUGUUUUGGCAGCUCUUAAUGGAGCGAUUUGUGGUCGGAAAAGUGUGUUAAAUAGCUAAUUUUCACAAAUUUUUUGGUCCAAUCAGGCUGUGCGAUCUAAGUAGAUCUCUUUUAAAAGUGAAGCUGAGAUGGAAAAACCGAAUCAGUUGUCUUCUGAAAUUCGCGAAAUGCUGAACAUAGUUGUGUGGUUUACCCUGUCGUUGAUAACUCUGUCCUGGGCUCAAGGAUCGCGUUCCUAUCUCCCCCCACCAGCACCAUCGAGUCCAGCCAUGGAGCCCAUCAUAACCAAACAGUUCUAUAGCAUCUCACCAGCCGAAGAUCCCGAGGAUUCAGAGCCCAAAACAAGACACUUGGUCAUCGGACAGCCGCGCAGAAAUUACCGAGUGAUUUUUAUUCGAGCGCCGGGAGCAAAUAGUCAGCCUGUGAAGUACACGGCGGAGUUGGCGCCCCAGGAAGAGCGAACUGUGAUCUAUGUUUUGACCCGCAAGCAACAGGAACUGGAGGCCACGGACAUUGUGGCGCCGCAGGAAAAACCGCAGGCCGAACAGAAGCCGGAUGUGUUCUUUAUCAAAUACAAAACGAACGACGAAGCGGCGGCUGCUCAAAAGGAAAUCCAAACGCAGUACGAUCAACUUGGCGGAAAUACGGAAAUUUCUGCACCCUAUGUGGCACCCAUUAAAUCGGUGGUUGGGGCUCUAAGUAGCCCUCAAUAUCUAGCAGCUACUUACCAAGUUCCAGCCCAAUCGACUGGAUAUCACUACGAUAGACCCAUCUCUACAGUUUUGGCGCCAGCGGAACGAUAUUUCUAAAGCUCCGAUUAUAUCCGCCACUGCUCGUUGAAUAUUCCAUGCUAUUUGCAUCUAAUUGAUAAGCCAUUUCCACAAACGUAUUUAUCACAAAUCUUGGCGAACGCGUAAAUAAAAAUGGUUUCUUUUACUAGGUUUUUUUGUUGUACAUAAUUUUUGCAAGUUUUUUUUUUUAUCUGAUUUGCGAUUUAUGUAUAAAGAUAUUGGCAAAAGUGCUUUGACCCUGUGACAAAAGAGAAGAAUUCAAAGAGGUUUUGCAAACGGCGUAUUGGUUGUCUAUACUAAAGCGAAAUUUCUAGAUUCAAUUUUUAGAACAAAAUUAAAAAUAUGUUCAAAAUAUUUCCAGAGUAAAUUGUUUUGU
Molecule: messenger RNA, 2141 nt
Organism: Drosophila elegans
Lineage: Eukaryota; Metazoa; Arthropoda; Insecta; Diptera; Drosophilidae
Exons: 1
Coding region: 1103-1783 (226 amino acids)
Source: RefSeq, a predicted model, not a curated record